AUGCCAUCCAUAACCACCGUCGCUGUGCAAUCGGCCAUCCUCAAAGCCGCAGCAAACCUCACGGCGCAGACAUUGACGCAAUGGAACACGCAACCGUCCUCGGCAUCGCCAUACGACUGGGCGCGCGUCGCAGAGUUUGCGGCCUUCGGCAUUGUGUCGGCGCCACUAGCGUCCGCGUGGCAGCGCCUUCUUGAGGACCGGUUCCCCAGCCAGCAACAGCACCAACGCCGCAGCACGACGCAAGAGUCGGUGGCCGACAAAGAUGAAAUUGCAAACUCGACGAAGACGACAGCCCAGCUAAGUUGGGAAAACAUCCUGAUCAAGCUCCUGCUCGACCAGACGAUCGGGCAAUUUCUCAUCAAUCUGACGUUUCUGAUAUGUACCAAUGGCGCGAGGAUCGAAAGCUGGAGUUCGUUGGCUGGGAUGAUCCAAGCACGCAUAUUUGGCAUCAUCUGGGCGAGCUGGAAAUUGUGGCCGUGGGUUGCGCUCGUCAAUUUCAUCUGGGUCCCCCUGCAGUGGAGGGUGCUUGUCGGGUCGCUGGUGGGGUUUGGAUGGAAUAUCUUUCUGAGUAUUUGGUCGAUGAGGAGCUGA
This is a messenger RNA of Cladophialophora yegresii CBS 114405, 591 nucleotides long. RefSeq lists its product as uncharacterized. Lineage: Eukaryota; Fungi; Ascomycota; Eurotiomycetes; Chaetothyriales; Herpotrichiellaceae. The coding region runs from base 1 to 591 and encodes 196 amino acids. The transcript has a single exon. Gene Ontology annotation, cellular component: membrane; cytoplasm. The record is from RefSeq and is a predicted model, not a curated record.